AUGGCGAACGUCGAUGAACUCUUAACUUCCUUGACCUCAGACAUCAACACCUACACCGGCAAAGAUCCUCUUCUCCCUUGGCUCCGGGGUAUACGAAAGAUGAAAGAUACUCUUCCUUCCCAAACCCUUAAAGAAAAUCUACCUGGUUUUUUACAGAAAUGCGCUCAUACGUUCGAGCUCGAUCGACGUUACAGAAACGACAUGCGUUAUCUUCGUGUUUGGCUCCACUUGAUGGAUUUUGUGGAUGAUCCAAGAGCACUUUUGAGAACCAUGGAGGUUAAUCAUAUUGGGACAAAACGUAGUCAAUUUUACCAAGCAUAUGCUCUUUACUACGAGAAGAGCAAGAGGUAUGAUGAGGCAGAGAAAAUGUACCAUCUGGGAGUGAAGAACCUUGCAGAGCCUGAGGAUGAAUUGCAGAAAUCAUAUGAACAAUUUCUUCAACGCAUGGAGAGAAAGAAUAAUAAGAGAAUCCAGGUAGUGACUAGCUUUUCCAUUAUGUCUGAUGAUGAUAGACACAUAAAGACUAAAAACGAUGAGUGCAAAAGAUUUCGUGCUGAUGAUACAGUUGUAGUCAAGUUUGUUGACACUGCCAUGGUUGGGAAGUCUGAAGCAGAAGAUGCAUGCCAUCAUGGAUUGGUGGAUCCUACAAUAAAUAUGAAAGAGGCCAUGAAUGCCAUUAACAACAUGUUCAGGGAGCCAUUAGAGACUGUUCCGUUAGCCAGGAAAUCACAUAAAAAACAUUCAAAAGAAGAUCGUAGAACACAGAACGAAUUUGAAAUUUUUGUUGAUGAAAACAUGGAUAAUGGAAUCAAACCAAGCGGUUCCUUAUCACAUCAGCACAGGACUGAAGCAAGCCAACCUCGCCAAGAACCGCUCCAGAUAUAUAUUGAUGAUGAAGGAUGUUCUGAGACCAAUGUCAUAAAUGUGAAUUUGACUGAAGGUUCUUCAUCAUCAGCUUCACAACUACAUGGCUUUGUUUUCCCCCGACCCAAGGAUCUUCCUUAUGAAAAAUCUAGUGAUGUGGUUGCAGAAAGCUCCCGUAAUUCAAAGUUCAGAGAAGAUACAAUCGUUCGCAGAUUUGUCGGUUCCACCAUUUUGGAUGAACCAGAGGUGGAAAAUGUUUGCCACCACGGUUUAGUAGACCCUACAAUCAACUUGAAGGAAGCUAUGAAUGACAUAAAUAACAUGUUUGGGAAGCCAAUGGAUUUUGUUAGGAGAAAAAGGUCAAUGAAGCAGGAGAAAGCACCCGAGAGUAACAAUAGAAAGGAAUUUGGUGGGUUUUCAAUCCUUGCUGAUGAUGACCUGGAACAGCAACAGGGUCUGCCACAACCAAAAUUACCAGCAAAGUCAAAGGAAUCUGAUUUAUUUGAGCCAACUCUCCACACAAAGGAAGCCAUGGACGACAUAAACAAGAUGUUUAAUAUGCCUCUGAACUUUUAG
Messenger RNA from Gastrolobium bilobum, 1440 nucleotides. RefSeq lists its product as uncharacterized. Gene Ontology annotation, molecular function: protein kinase activity. Lineage: Eukaryota; Viridiplantae; Streptophyta; Magnoliopsida; Fabales; Fabaceae. Gene Ontology annotation, biological process: mitotic spindle assembly checkpoint signaling; meiotic sister chromatid cohesion, centromeric. The coding region runs from base 1 to 1440 and encodes 479 amino acids. The record is from RefSeq and is a predicted model, not a curated record. The transcript has 5 exons.